AUGAAUCUCGGGUACGGCGCCUCUCUUUAUGAAGGGGAAAAGCAAGAUACAUUUGGUUGCAGAUUAUUGGUCGUUCCUGAACGAAUCGGGAAAGUUACUCCAAACUUUAUCAGACAUUAUGAUAAUCUUCCUGUGUAA
Molecule: messenger RNA, 138 nt
Organism: Dentiscutata erythropus
Lineage: Eukaryota; Fungi; Glomeromycota; Glomeromycetes; Diversisporales; Gigasporaceae
Source: the annotation of a GenBank genome assembly